This is a messenger RNA of Xyrauchen texanus (razorback sucker), 1036 nucleotides long. Its product is annotated as parvalbumin-7-like. Gene Ontology annotation, cellular component: nucleus; cytoplasm. Gene Ontology annotation, molecular function: calcium ion binding. Bases 220 to 549 code for a protein of 109 amino acids. The record is from RefSeq and is a predicted model, not a curated record. The transcript has 5 exons. NCBI's taxonomy places the organism in Eukaryota, Metazoa, Chordata, Actinopteri, Cypriniformes, Catostomidae.
CUCACCUCCAACUAGUCAGUGUUCCGUCUCUGUCCUGCUGUGGCUCUCUCUUAUUUUUCCUCUCUGUCUGUCUCUCUCUCUCUCUCUCUCUCUCUCUCUGGUGUGCUGAAGCUCCAGUUUGGUUUGCUGUCUGUCUGUGCGUUGCUGGUCUCGUUCCUCUGCAGACCUGAACCUCCAGCUGAACCUGGGACUCCAGCUCACUCUACAGCAGUUGCAGAAAUGGCGAUGAACAGCAUCCUGAACCCUGAUGACAUUAAGAAAGCCCUGGAUGCAUUUAAAGCUGCCGACUCAUUCGACCACAAGAGGUUUUUUGAGAUGGUCGGACUGAAGGCAAAGUCGGCUGCCGAUGUGAAGAAGGCUUUCCAUGUCCUGGACGCAGACAACAGUGGUUUUAUAGAGGAAGAGGAACUCAAGUUUGUUCUAAAAUGUUUUGCUUUAGACGGGAGAGACCUGACCGAUAAGGAGACCAAAGCAUUCCUGCAGGCCGCUGACAAAGAUGGAGAUGGAAAGAUCGGAGUGGAUGAGUUUUCCGCUCUGGUUCGAGAAUAAGCGACACAGACUCUUGGCCUAUUCAUGCCUCUUGACCUCAGUCCCCUGACACACCCCCAACACACACACACACACACACACACACACCCUCACAAGCUUGCACGCUCCAUUUUUAUUACAUUAUCUACCUACACACAAGCAACCAUAACCUCCUACAAUCAUGUUUAUUAUCCUUUUUCUUCAAAAGUGAGUGUUUUUGCCAGUGUAUAUAGAUCAAGAGACCUUAAACAGGACAAAACCUCAUGUCGGCAAUAUGUAGAUAUUAUAGAAGAGAGAGAAAAAAAACGCUCUUCUCUUUUGUUCACUUUCCAUUGUUGUCUAUGUCUUUAUAUUCAUUCAACCUCUCCUAUUGAUCUUUCUCUCAUCUGCCCCUUGGCAUUGCUCAUUCUCUCCAUCUCUCUGGUAACAAGCCGUUGUGAAAUACAGCAAAAGAAGAAAGAGGUCAAGCUGUGAAAGAAAAAACAAAAUAAAGCAAAAAUUGCCUCAA